AUGUCUUUCAAGAAAAGAGGGGAGGUCUUGAGAACUCCUGACGCCAGAAGACUGCCAAUCAACUCCCCAGUGUCUCAGCGGCUUCCUGGAAUUAGUGGCGGUGCGCAGUUGACUGGCAGAAUGAACAAUUUAUCCAUCCAAGAUGUGUCAAGUCCCAGGGCUGUUGCAUCUAACAUCAAAGCGCCUCAGCUUGAUUCCCGCCAUCCGGGUGUCAGACCCUCGCCGGCAACUUCGCAACCGUCAACUGCAACGGGCUGUCAAGAUCUAGAUAAGGUUCUUGGCCAUAUGGGACUGCCUCUGGGACAAUCGCUUUUGAUCGAAGAACAGAGUGCUACCGAUUUUUCAUCUGUUUUGGUGAAGACUUUUGCAGCUCAGGGAAUUGUUCACAAUCGCACAGAGGGUCCCAAUUCGGUGGAAAAGGGCAACACACAUCUGGUGGUUUUGACGCUGAAUCCAUUUUUCGCCAAAGAACUUCCAGGCAUUUAUCAAGGCUCAAAAAGAGACGUUAAGCGCUCCAAAGUCUCAAGCGCUGAAUCUGAGGUUACAGUUCAAAAUUUGCUGGGGUCAGGGAGCACGGUGGGCAAGUCAGUUACAACUCCUACGAAAGAUCUGAAAAUUGCAUGGAGAUAUGGUUUGAACGACGGUGAUCAGAACAAAAACCUCGCCAAAAAUAAUGAGAUCGACCUCGAAACGUAUCCAGACUACUCACACACAUUCGACAUCACAUCGCGACUUGUGCCGGCGCCCACAUCUGCCGAACUGACUUUAAUAUCACCCAUACAGCCUCUUCCUGCGAUCCUAGCGCAGCUCCAAGCCGUCUUUAAGAAGCACCAAAAUAAGCAGGUGCGGAUUUUGAUGCCAAACCUUUUGCAUCCGGUUGUCUAUCCCCCCAAAUACUCAAGAUUAUCGGAACUUGUGCCUCUUCUGCAUGGAAUCAGAUCUGUGGUCAAACAGAACGCGGACCGUGCUGUUCUAUUAGCCUCUGUUUCUUCUGAUCUCUACUCGAACACCGGCAAUGGCGUACUCACCAUGAUAGAAAACCUUUUUGACUCUACGAUUAACCUUGAACCUUUCCCGCAAGAGAUGGCCCAAUAUUUGGAGCGAGUUUACAAGUCCCAACCCAACAAGAUACAACAUGGACUACUACAUGUGCUCAAGCUGCCUCUCUUGAGUGACAGAGGUGAAAUGCAUAUUCAGAGAUCCGAAUUCGCUUUCAAGAACGGCAAGAAGAAGUUCGAGAUCGAACCUUGGGGCAUACCAGUUGAUGAUUCGGAGGUUCAGGACUCUAAAAAUACGGCUGAAACACCGGAACAUCACCAUCACCAAACUAAAAUGAACCUCGACUUUUGA
Molecule: messenger RNA, 1350 nt
Organism: Lachancea sp. 'fantastica'
Lineage: Eukaryota; Fungi; Ascomycota; Saccharomycetes; Saccharomycetales; Saccharomycetaceae
Source: the annotation of a GenBank genome assembly